AUGUCUGCUGCUCUUUCCACUCCCAUCAAGUUCCUCUCGCGCCGCGUCGUCAAGAGCAUCCUCGGCGUCGAGCAAGGCGAAGGCGUUGGCGCGCGCGUGCGUCGCUCGAUUGGCCGCCCCGAGCUCGGCCGCCUCGAUCCGUUCCUCAUGCUGGACUACUUUACGGGCGUUCCUCCAGCAGGCUUCCCAGACCAUCCCCACCGCGGCUUUGAGACCGUCUCGUAUCUGCUCGAAGGCAAGUUCGCACACGAGGAUUUCGCCGGCCACAAGGGCGUCCUGAACGCUGGCGACUUGCAGUGGAUGACGGCUGGUAGAGGCAUUGUCCACAGUGAAGUGCCGCUGACCAAGUCUGUGGGCUUGCAACUGUGGGUCAACCUGGCUCGCAAAGACAAGAUGAUUGAGCCAAACUACCAAGAGCUCCUCAAAAAGGACAUUCCGGUCGCCACCAAGGACGGCGUGACGGUGACUGUCAUUGCGGGUUCGUCCAUGGACAUUGACAGCGCCGUGUACACGCGCACACCGACCAUGUAUCUCGAUUUUAAGCUUGAUCCCAACUCGUCAUUCAACCAAGCCAUUCCAAAAGGCUGGAAUGGCUUUGCCUUCACCAUCUCGGGCAAGGCGUACUUUGGCCCCGCCGAUAGUGCUGUUGAGGAGAAGCCCUUCCACACGGUAUUGCUCGACAAUGACGAGUCGGCAGACGGAGUCACCUUCUCAACGAAAGACGAGCCGGCCCAUUUUGUUCUCAUUGCAGGCAAGCCACUCAAUGAGCCCAUCGUGCAGCACGGUCCGUUCGUGAUGAACACGCGCGAGGAAAUCAUGCAAACCAUCCGAGAUUAUCAAGAGCGCAAGAACGGCUUUGAGCGCGCUGCCGGCUGGUACUCUGAAGCCGGCCGCACUCAAUACGGCCUCGGUGAAGAUGACUACUGA
This is a messenger RNA of Capsaspora owczarzaki ATCC 30864, 927 nucleotides long. Its product is annotated as pirin-like protein. The record is from RefSeq and is a predicted model, not a curated record. The transcript is spliced from 5 exons. The coding region runs from base 1 to 927 and encodes 308 amino acids. Lineage: Eukaryota; Filasterea; Ministeriida; Capsasporidae.